AUGCCGCGCUCUACCAGAGAAUCGGACGAUGAUGCAGAGCAUAAAACAGUUGAAGAAUCCAACUCUGAGGAAAAUUUACCAUCUAGUGAUAGUACAACUGAAAUGUCCACACAGGACAGUUUUUCAAAUCUUUCAAAUUCUAAAAAAGAAGAAAAACUGGAAAUAAAUAAAAAUUUAUCAGGAAUAGAAAUAUCAUUAAAACAAUCACUCACAAAGGAAUUAAUGAUUAAGGUUGAAAACUUGAAUACUUCUGUUGAAGAACAAAAAGAAAGUCCGAGUAAUAAGGAAAAUCAAACUCUGAAUAUUAUUAAUGACACAUUAGAAAGCAACAUACAUUCUAGUACUAAUGUGAUAUCACUAAGUACGAAAUCUCCGACUCCAAUAUUUGCGAAUAAAUCAUCAAAUGAAAAGGAAACUAAAUUUACGAAAAAUGAGUCAAAUUUAAACAAACGACGUCACUCGAAAGAAUCCACAGAAGCUACAAUGAAACAAUGUAUUCUAUCCAAAGAAAUUAUUGAUGAUAUUGAGGAAAAAAUGAAUAUUUCUAUAGACUCUUCAAGUUCAGAUUUAACAUGUAAGCAAAAGUGUUUAGAUAAUCUUUCUGUAAAUGAUACGAUUAAAAGACAGAGCUUGGUACAUGAAGCAGAAUGUAAAUCAAUUUUAUCACGAGAGGAAGAUGUAGGAUCAGCUAAUGAAAUUAUUGUCAAAGAUAAAACACCUGUUAAACAUAUAAGUAAAUCUACUGACAACAUAAUGGAAGAGAUCACUAAAUCAGAUAAAACAGAGCAUACUAUUAUGGAUACUGAUUCUGAUGUCAACAAAGAUUCUAAUAAUAUAGAAUUGAAUAAAAUUUCGUGUUUAUCUAAGAAUCAAAAUAAAACAAAAGAGGAAAGUGAUAACAAGAAAAGUUUGAGCUCUGUUUCUAUAAUUGGCGAUAAUAAAAUGAAAUUAAUGUUAGAAGAACAAAGUCUGUAUCAGAAUAAAAAUGAAGCUUCCUCAAACAUAUCUCACUUUAAUUCUGAUUUAACAGAUUUAAUAGUUAUGUCAUCAGUGAAAAAUUCAAACGAUCAAUCUAAUAUAAUGGAGAAACAGCCAAUUCAGGAUAAUAUUAUUGAUAAUAUUGAUUUUACAGAACAAGAACGAAGAAACUCUAAGCAUGCAAUAGAAUCAGUUCUAGAAUCCUCAAAUGCUGCGCUAAAGACAAGUAAUUCCGAAUUCAAUGAAUCAAAUGAAGAUAAUGCAAUAAUUCAAGAUACUCAACCUUCUAAUGUAACAGAAACUUCUGGAAAAUUCGCAAUAAAUAUGCCAUGUGAAAAAGCAGAAACAAAAAGUAAUUACAAAAAUACUGUAAAACAAGAAUCAAAACGGAAAAGUACAGAUAAUAUACAUUUAGAGAAAAAAAAAGAGAAUUUGAAAUUGGAGAAUCAGAACGACACAAACAUGAAUACCGAUCGUGAUGUUAUUGUUGAUAUUAAUGUAUUUCAUGAUAUUACUAAUGACAACUCAAAUAAAAAAAACGUUGAGGAAGAACUUGAUAUUGAAACCAACUCGGUGUACUCUAAUUUAUUGAAAGAACCAGAAAGUGAAAGCGAAGUUGAAUGUGAUCUUGUUUUGGUGGAUAAGAAAGCAUGGUUGGAUGCUGAAAACAUGAAAACGGCAAAAGAAGCAGAAUCUUUCGAAUAUGAUUCCGAUGAUACCGUGUUAUUAAAGAGCCGAUUAGAUGCGAAGACUACAGAUCAUGAACAAAUAAUUGCUAAAAAAUUGCCCAUGAUAAGUGAAGAUCUAUUAGAGAAUCGCGUAGAUGCAAAGGUGGGGAAUUGUAAUAAAAAAUCCUUGAUAGAAGAAGAAAAAAUAGAUUGUAAUAAUAAAAUAAUUAAUUCAAUUUCAAGAAUGAAGAAGAUGAUAAAAAACUAUAAGGAUUCACUUAGCUCUACGGAAGAUGAAGAUGAUUUAAUCGCGGCUGUAAAUAAAUCUAUAAAUGAGUUUAAAACAGUUUCAAAUCAAAAUAAUGACCGACCUGUUCCCAAAUUAAAUAAAUCAAGGCAAACUUUUGCGAAAGAUGGAGAUCGAUUAUUUCAAAUAUAUGAUGAAUCAGAUGAAUCAAUUCAAUCAGAUGAUAUAAAUGAAUUAAACAAAAGCUUACAAGUAAAUAAGAAAAAUAAAUCUUUAUCAAAAUCGAUGGAAAGAAGAAAAUCAUUAAAUAAAUCUUCAACAAAAGAUAUGUCUUCAAGACAAGAAGCUAAAGCUACGAAAAAUAUUUCUAUAAAUAAAUCUCGAGAGGACUACUCAGAAAAAGAAUCAGAUAGCACAGAUGCAAAAAAAAAGACAUCAAAGAAAAAGCAUUCCUUGAAUAAGUCACAAAAUAAAGAUGCAAAUACAAGCGAAUCUGAAGAAAAGAACUUGUCAAAUGCCAAAACAUCAACAUAUUUAAAUGAUGAAAGCGAUAAUGAUGAUAAUAGCGAAAUAGUUAUACCAGCUAUGGAUUUUGAAUGUAGAAGUUAUUCUACAAUAGCAUAUAUGGGAUCAGAUCCUAACGAGGAAUCGAAUGAUGAUGAAAGUAAAAAUAGCAUUGGAAUUCCAAGUUUUCUGUUUGCAGCAAACAGUGAUAGUAAUACUGAUAGUAGUACUGAUGUCAAUACAUCAAUACACUCUGAUAUCAAGAGGGAAUAUAAUCUGGAUGGAAAAGAACAAAAGUUUUCUGAUGAUAAUGUACCCGGUGAUGAGUGCAGAGCUUCAGAAUCAGAAGUAUCAGAUCCUGAUGACAAUGGUUCAGAUCUCGAAGAUUUUAUAGUUAAUGAUGAUGAAAUAGAAGAAGAAGAUAAUGAAGAUGAAAUAGAAGAAGAAGAUAAUGAAGAUGAUGAUGAUGACGAAGAAAAAGAAAGGAAUAGCGAAGAAGAAAAUGAGCAAAAUGUGGAAGAAGCUGAAUAUGCAAAAGAAGAGGAAGUAGACAAUGAAAGCGAAAUUAAGCAAAGCAUAAGGGAAGAAAAUAAAGUUAUGAAAAAGAAAGAAGUAAAAGAUAAAAGUUAUACACCUAACUCGUCAAUUAAGAAGAAAAAGAAAUCGAAUGUACAAUUUUCUCCGAAAGAUGUAGUAGAACAAUUAAAUAAGUCUGAAAUAACAUCUACAAGAAAGUUGUCAAAAUCGCGUCUAUCAAUGGAAUGUAGUACUCCAAAACUUGAUACUUAUAUACGGAAAUAUGAAGAAUUUAAUGAAACACUUACACCCGAAAGAAUUUUGGAAAUUCAGGAUACCAAGAUAGAUAAUACAAAAACAGCACAAGAUACUUCGCUUAAGAAAAAGAAAUCAAAGAAAAAUUCUAUAUUAAAAGAAGAUAUUAGUUUAAGGGAGUUUAAUCAAAUAGAUAAUGAAAAAAAACUAUUAAAUAGCAGUCUUCCAUCCGAUCUAGCGGAAGCUGUAAAGAAAGCAGGACUCUCAAAACCGAAAUUUUCCAAGAUGGGUGAAUUACAGAAAACAAUAAAUAUUACUCAUACUGAAUCACCUACAAUAAGAUAUCUUAUAAAAGAUAAAUUAAAUGAAAGUAUGCCAGCAUUAAAAUUGAACACAGAAAUCGAUUCAGAAAAGAAAAAAUUGUCACCCAUUAAAAAGGCAAAAGAUAUUGCGCAAACUAAAAUAGAAUUGGAAAAUGAUGAAAAGGAAAUACCUAAUCUGAUAACUCCGUCAAGUGAUGAUACCAUACAGAAGCGUAGAAAGAAACAGAAGAAACGUAAGGCGCAAACAGAAGAUAUUUCAAGCGAAAACAUCACCGAUAAAGUCCUCUCUCAAGAUAUGAUGGAAUCAGAUGCUCCUAAAAAGAAGAAACGUGUUAAACUUGCACACCUAUCAAUUAUAGAAAAUGAUACUUGUAAAGAUAAUCAAAUUAAUGAAAAAGAAACGAAACAGAAGAAGAAGCAACUUAGCGUAAUUGAACAAGAUAAAAAUGUAAACGAAGAGAAUGUACCGCAAAAGAAUAUUCGCAAAAACAAAACGGAGUUAGCGCAACGCAAGAAAAGAAAUUAUGAAAUUGUAGAUAGUUCAGAGUUUGAUUUAUCCGCGGACAUAGCUGUCGAAAACAAAUCUAAACGGCAAAAGAUAGCAGAAAGUAAAGAAAUUGUGUCGGAAAAAUUAAUAAAGAAAAAGAAGAGAGAAGAGAAAACUUCACCGUUACAAAUUGGAAUUUCGAAAUUAAAAUCCGGUAAGAGUCUAGCAUCUAAUAAACUACAAAAUGUUGGAUCAGACACAAUUAAUUCCAAAAACGCUUUUGCUAAAGCACGAGAUGAAGCACUAGAAGCUAUUCAUGCUGCAGAGAUGCGCGUUAGGGCUAAGAAAGAAUUAAAGAAGAAAAAGCGAGAAAAUGUCGAAAAUACGAUUCAGGAACAAAUUUUAAAGAUUCCUGAUAGAAAACAAAGAAAAAAAGGUGUCGAGAAGAACGACUUUUUACCAUCGUCUACAGGUAGACUGAAACGACUUCCGGACGACGUGGUCGAAAAUCUUACGGAUCUCCCAACGAAAGCAAAAAAAAGGCAGAAACUUUCACGAAACCAGGAACAGAUUAUGCCAUUGUCGCACGGUUCGAAAUCGAAGGCGACGAUUGCGAAGGCCGAUGGCUUUCUUACAUUGAGUACAUCUGGUAGCACCACACAAUUCACUGUUAUAAACAUGCGGAAGGCUAAGAAAGAAUCAUUAAAAAGUGGUUCCGCAGCAGUUUCGUUCAGGCAACGUAUGCUUGAUAGAAACAGUCGGGAAUCAGUUUCGGCUUAUAAGAUAUAUCUUGAAAAGCAGCGAGCCACAUCGAAAAGUCGAUUUUUUAAUAACGCGUUUUGAAUUGUAUCAUUUAAGUUUCAUUUCAAUGUUUCGUAAAUUCAUUAACUUUUGUAAUAAAUUAAUAUAAAAAUAAGUUACUAUAUUUAUGUAUGCUAUAUUAUGAUUUUUAUCACUAUUUGACAUAUUUUGGGCAAUCAGUGUUAUCUAGAAUAAAAUAAUAUAUAGUGUUAUCAAGAAGUAACAUUGAAAAUGAUGCUGUAUCUUUUAUUUAAUUAUGUUAAUAUAAUUUUGUAAUGUUCAAUGUAUUUAUAUAUAUGCGAUAAGUAUGUUUAUUGCAUAUAUUUAAAUACAUUGAAUAUAUUUCUGGUUCAUU
Molecule: messenger RNA, 5134 nt
Organism: Cataglyphis hispanica
Lineage: Eukaryota; Metazoa; Arthropoda; Insecta; Hymenoptera; Formicidae
Product: reticulocyte-binding protein homolog 2a-like
Exons: 2
Coding region: 1-4821 (1606 amino acids)
Source: RefSeq, a predicted model, not a curated record